AUGUUUGUCAAAUACCUUCGUAAUCAUGAAACCACUUUCCAUUUCCCCAGUUCCCCCUUUUCGAAUAUCAUACUUUUUUCGAUACGAUCUAUAAUGAGCACUAUUCUUAAGACUGAUAAAGCGCCCGCUGCUAUUGGACCUUAUUCUCAGGGUCUCAAGCUCGGCAAUCUGGUGAUUACCUCGGGUCAGAUCCCCGUUGACCCUGUGACUGGAACCUUCUCCGAUAAUAUUGAAGUUCAGGCCCGCCAGAGUCUGAUGAAUGUCAAGGCUGUCGUGGAGGCUGCCGGAUAUGAAGUCCGUGAUAUUGUUAAGACCACGGUCUUCGUUAAGGAUAUGAACGACUUUGGAAAGGUGAACGCCAUCUACCAGAAGUUCUUUGAAGAGUUCAAUGCUCCGUUCCCCGCUCGUUCCUGCGUUGAGGUAGCUCGUCUUCCUAAGGAUGUGGGUGUUGAGAUCGAGGCUAUUGCUUACAGACCAUUUCCUGUUUGUUAUCAAACAAUUCACAUAAUCAUUUUCUUGGGAAACUUGGGGGGAAGAUUGUCAAGCUUUAGAACACGAAUUGACGAGUAG
Messenger RNA from Blastocystis hominis, 570 nucleotides. RefSeq lists its product as hypothetical. The record is from RefSeq and is a predicted model, not a curated record. Gene Ontology annotation, molecular function: deaminase activity. NCBI's taxonomy places the organism in Eukaryota, Bigyra, Opalinata, Blastocystidae. Bases 1 to 570 code for a protein of 189 amino acids. The transcript has a single exon. Gene Ontology annotation, cellular component: cytosol.